GAACGCGUCGCCACCGUCGUGCGUUGGACUCGAUUCAAACCCAUCUCACGUGCAUCCCCCGGUUUGAAGCCUUGCGCCUGCGCGUAAAGGCGCCGAGAGCUUUCCAAGUGCUGAAAUGAAGGGAAAAAAGGCGUUCCUUUCCCAUUCCUCCACAGCGGAGUUUCCUCUACCUGAGGAACACGUUUCUCCUCAGUGAGUAAGGACCCGGUCACCCGUCAGGACGCAGAGACGCGCGGUCGCCAAACGGAUUCCAAACCACCGCGUCAGGCGACGUCGCCACACGCGACGUGAUGGUUCCGCUCACCUGCUGCCGCUCAGCGGUCCGCUUCUCCCCGUCGGAGUUUCCUCAAAACUAAACAAUGAUUUGGGGCUAUAUCCUGGAGUGUCUCCUGCGUUUUUAUUUCACACAGAAACAUUUGAGAACCGUCGACUCGGUCAGGAGGAAGGCUGCGUCCCGGGGUGGAUUAUGUUUCUGACUGACGCCAACAUAUGGAAGAAAUUAAGAAAUUAAGACCUCCAGAAAACCUAAAGGAAUGAAUCGCUUCUUCGUACAAGUCCUGACAGCUUUAGUUGCAUGUUUUAUGGAGACCAUCAAGUUCAGGUCGGUCGAUGCCAAGGAACACGAGUCCCGAGCAUCGAACAUGUCUCCGUCGGACUUUCUAGAUUCAUUGAUGGGUCGAACCUCGGGCUACGACGCACGAAUACGACCGAAUUUCAAAGGUCCGCCCGUCAACGUCACCUGCAACAUCUUCAUCAACAGCUUUGGUUCCAUCGCAGAGACCACCAUGGACUACAGGGUGAACAUCUUCCUGCGGCAGAAGUGGAACGACCCGCGGCUGGCCUACAGCAAGUACCCCGACUCCUCCCUGGACCUGGACCCCUCCAUGCUGGACUCCAUCUGGAAGCCCGACCUCUUCUUCGCCAACGAGAAGGGCGCCAACUUCCACGACGUCACCACCGACAACAAGCUGCUGAGGAUCUUCAAGGACGGCACGGUCCUGUACAGCAUCAGAUUGACGCUCAUCCUCUCCUGCCCCAUGGAUCUGAAGAACUUCCCGAUGGACGUCCAGACGUGCACCAUGCAACUGGAGAGCUUCGGCUACACCAUGAACGACCUGGUGUUUGAGUGGCUGGAGAACGGCGCCGUGCAGGUGUCCGACGGCCUGACGCUGCCGCAGUUCAUCAUGAAGGACGAGAAGGAGCUGGGCUACUGCACCAAGCACUACAACACUGGUAAGUUCACGUGCAUCGAGGUGAAGUUCCACCUGGAACGGCAGAUGGGCUACUACCUGAUCCAGAUGUACAUCCCCUCGCUGCUCAUCGUCAUCCUGUCCUGGGUGUCCUUCUGGAUCAACAUGGACGCCGCACCCGCCCGCGUGGCGCUGGGUAUCACCACCGUGCUCACCAUGACCACCCAGAGCUCGGGGUCCCGCGCCUCGCUGCCCAAGGUCUCCUACGUGAAGGCCAUUGAUAUCUGGAUGGCCGUGUGUCUGCUCUUUGUGUUCGCUGCCCUGCUGGAAUACGCAGGAGUUAAUUUCGUCUCCAGGCAACAGAAAGAGUUCCUCCGAUUGAGGCGGAGACAGAGGAGGAGUCAGAAGGACGAAGAACUGCGGGAAGGCCGCUUCAACUUCUCCGGCUACAACAUCACCCAGUGUCUGGCCAUGAAGGACGGCUCGUCCAAUAAGAACGCGGCCUCCGCCCCUUGCCCCGCCCCGCCGGCCGUGAAGGACAUAGAUAUGGUGAGGAAGAAGUUUGUGGACCGCGCCAAGAGGAUAGACACCAUCUCCCGGGCCGCCUUCCCCCUGGCCUUCCUCAUCUUCAACGUUUUCUACUGGAUUACCUACAAGAUCAUCCGGCACGAGGAAUUCCACAUCCAAAAAAAAGAGUAGCCCCCCCCCCCCCCCCCCCCCCGACCCCACCCACACCGGGGCUCGGCCCGUCCUUCUGUGGCCGGUGGUGUCACCCCAUGGAGGUGUGGAGAGAACUCUGACCAGGACCGAGGCGUUGCUCGUUCAGGGAUAAAUGUAGAGCAGAGGUGUACCGCGCGCCGACGCCCCGCUCUGAUGAGGAGGUCCGACGAGGUGGAGGGACGAGGUGUCGGGCGAUGGGUGGUUGUUGUUUAUUGGUCUUAGUUUGUUUCGUUGAUGCGGUCGAUGCACUGCUGCGUCAUGUUGUCCUCUGGACUUCACCACCGAUCUCUCUGACUGGAGGACGAGGAGGAGUCCUCUGGACCCAAAUUGUAUUCCAAAAUAUCACUGCCUUGAGAUCCGUACAAUCAACUAGUGGAGGAACCUCCCAGGGGUUUCUGUGUUUAGGAAGUAAAAAACCUAACGUAGAGGAGGGCUGAGGCUGCAGAAAAAGAAAAGAGUAUUUCAUAUAAAGGGUGUUUUCAAGUAUUUUCUAUAGUAUUAAUGUCACACACUUCUGCAGUAUUUAUAUAACAUUAAAUAUUACAUUUAUAGACCGUGGAAGAACCAAGCACACACUGUAUUCUACACACAUAACGAUCUUUCAGGCAUGUGUACAAAUCGGAUCUAUAAUUGGCAUUUUGUGGUGCAUUCCAGUAAUCAACACGGAGCCAUAUAGAAACCCCUAAUCUCACACAGCGACAUGCUUACCUUUUCCAUAACUGCAUACUAAGUUAUCGGUCUUGUAGCUUUCCAUCUUGGGGCUGAGUAUAAUUGUUUGCAGUUGACGGUCACCUGAAUUAUACGACAGGUGCAGCCGUGUCCCCUUUUCCCCAUCGCAGAUCAAUUUCUAACAAAUCAUGAAUGUUAAAAAAUGAUCAAAUGCUGAGCCAAUGUAGAGGAAGUGUUUUAUGAAUACACACUCUGGUGAGCCUGCUGUACCAUGUCAACCCAUAUAUGCCAGUGAACUGGUUUUUCUAUUAUAAACAGGUAAAUACGUCAGAUGUCUUGAUAUGGUUUUAGAGUUGGAGUGUAUGUUUUUGUAGAUUUUAGUCAAACAAUAUAUUUAUUAUUCUACUAGGACGUGUGUGUGUGUGGGGGGGGGGAUAUGUUAUCUUUAUGUAUGCUUCUAUCUUCCUCUAAGCUGUAUUUAAUGCAUCGCCUCACUUGCUGUGUUCCUAGAUGGCCAUGCGUUAGUGGAGUAAUGCAUCCCUGAAGAAGAGAUGAUAAUAUUAAUGAUAUGAGGCAGACUUCUGGUCUCUACUGUGGCUGCAGAAACUCCUUUCAUGAAGACUGUUCCUUAAAACGGUCGUUUACUACCCAUCAGUUGAGUUGUGCAUCACAUCUACUUAAAACAAUAAAAACAAACAAAUCAAAAGCAGAA
Molecule: messenger RNA, 3291 nt
Organism: Gadus macrocephalus (Pacific cod)
Lineage: Eukaryota; Metazoa; Chordata; Actinopteri; Gadiformes; Gadidae
Gene: glra2
Product: glycine receptor, alpha 2
Exons: 9
Coding region: 534-1889 (451 amino acids)
Biological process (GO): chloride transmembrane transport; regulation of membrane potential; nervous system process
Cellular component (GO): synapse; neuron projection; plasma membrane
Molecular function (GO): chloride channel activity; glycine binding; transmembrane signaling receptor activity
Source: RefSeq, a predicted model, not a curated record